AUAAAAUAAUCCAGCGACAGUUAACAAAUCGCCGCAAACAGGUUCACUGGGAAAUUGGUUUCAUCGUCGGAUUCGAUCGAUUAGUGCAUCAAGUCUCCGAAAUCAUCAUGGGGCUUCGACUGUCCCAAAGCGUAACAAUGGUGCUCUCACUUUGGCUCAUGCUGAUGGCAAUCAACUUGAGCGAAGCCAAAACCAUUCAAAAGCGGAUGUUUGCUACUGGAAAUCCAUUCACGUUCGGUGGCUUGCGCAACGCCAUUCUCCAUCGCCAACUGCAUCAGGAGCCAUCGGAAGGUGUCGCCUGGCCGAAAUUCGUAGCACUCAAGGAACACAUCCGACCCAGUCGCCAAUUCCAGCCGAUUGUCGGUUCUUCCGCCUUCAUUCCACUCGGAAAUAACGUUCCGCUGGAACCGGAGCACCGCGCUGUGAACCAUCACGAUUCGUCGCCACAUCUCAACGAGGUGGACGUUCAGAGUUCAACCGAUUCGACACCUGAACCACCGACGGAAUCGCCGAUUCUUUUCAAACAGUUCACUCCGUCUCUCCCCAUUCCAAUUCCGUUCCUUCCGUACAGCGUUCCAGUUAAUCAGCAGACGUCUGUUCCAGCAUCUUUCACUUCGUACAACGGCCAAGUCUCCCAGACAUCGUCUCUUCCGCAACCCACACCUGUUCAGGCAUCUCUUCCGACGUCUUUCACUACGAGCAACAACCCAGAGCCGGCGCAAUCUUUCGUCCCUUACAACGCUCCUGUCCAGCAGCAGCCCCAGCAACCUAGUUCCCAGUCUUUCACCACUUUUAAUGACCAGUCAUCGCAGCAAUUGCCUGCUGCUCAGCCUACAUCUGUCGCCGAAACUUUUACUCCGUUCACCAGUGCUGAGCCACAAUCUGCAUCCGCAUCUUUCCCUUCUUUCAAUAUCCCCCCACCGCAGCCUCAAUAUUUCACUCCUUACAAUAACCAAGCCUCGCAGCCAUUGCCAUCACCUCAACCCACAUCUGCUCCGGCGUCUUUUAAUCCAUUUAACAAUGCAGAUCAGCAAGCUGCUCGCGCAUCUUUCACUCCUUACAAUGGCCCUGUUCAACAACAAUACACUCCCAACAACGCUCCUGCUCAACAACCACCUCCACAGCAGUUUACUUCUUACAGCGCUCCUGCUCAGCCUCAACCCACUGCACAGCCAUUCAUUCCUUCACAGUUCGUUCCUGUUCAACAAUCCCAGCCCGCUCCACAGCAGUACGCUCCUCACAGCGCUCCUGCUCAACAAUCGGCUUCACAGCAGUUUACUCCUUACAACGCUCCUGCUCAGCCUCAACCCACUGCACAGCCAUUCACUCCUUACAGCGCUCCUGUUCAACAACCCGCCCCACAACAGUACGCUCCUGCUCAACAACAACAACCCGCCCAACAACAAUACUCUCCUGUUCAACAGUCCCGAGCUGCAUUUUACAGCAGUCCCAUUCAACCCCAAUCUGCUCCACAGCACGAAGAAUCUUUCUCUCCGUUCAACGGUCCUGCUCCACAGAUCCAGUCGGCUCCUAACAACCCUCAACCUGCACAGGAGCCUCAGCAGCAACCGUUCCAGCCAGCCAAUCAAGCGGCACCAGCAGUAGAAAGCGCUCGAUCUUACGAAGACACCCAAGCGUACGGACCACCGCAAGUUGCCCAGCCAUUUUCUAUAUUCCAAGAAAUGAUCCAAAAGAAUUUGGUGGGUUGGCCAGGCCAGGUUGAGCAACCAUCGCAGGGACGCCAAUAUGAGCAGCCGCAGUACGCCCAGCAGCCGCAGUACGCCCAGCAGGGAGCUGAUCACCAAAACUACCGCAACUCGUACGCCAACUCUCGUUUCCUCAACUUUGAGUCGCCAACGAGUCAAUUCGCCAAGAGAUCGCUGGAAGCGCCGCCAUCACCAUCCGAAUUGGGUUUCCCAUCGAUCGGCAGUUUCUUUGAAAAUUUCAAUAACGAUGUCGACUGGGCCAAUUUCGCUGGUAGACGCAAGCGCCGCUCGGCCCAGAGACCCACCAACACCAGAAGAUCGGCCCAAGAUUGGGGCAAUCGAAAGAUUAUUGAAGAUUACGACAACAUCGCAGUUGAGGCUAGACAAUCCACGGAAUCCCGCGUUCCGGCUCCCUCUUCCCGUUCAGUUUCCAACGACAGAGGACACAAACAAGAGCCCAAACAAGAAUACGACGGCCCCUAUGUCUACACUCAACUUUUCGGUCCACCUUACGAAGUGGGAUACAUCCGCAGCCCCAUUCCGUCCAAGCAUGUUUAUGAGGACUACCUGCAGUUUGUCCGAUCGUGGAGCGCCGCCAGUCGUGAUGCCGUCGAUGACCAGCUGAGAACCAAUCCAGCAGCCGCCAAGGACUACUCUUCAGUGAAAUACACGGAUUCCGCACCGGCCUACAAAGAAUCAGCGCCAGCUUACAAAGAACCAGCCCCGGCCUAUAAGGAACCUGCACCGGCCUACAAAGAACCUGCAUCCACCUAUAAGGAAUCAGCCCCAGCCUACACGGAGGCUCCAGCCUAUAAAGAAUCAACCCAGUCCUACAAGGAAUCAGCCCCGGCCUAUAAGGAAACUGCUCAAGCCUACAAGGAUGAGUACAAAGCACCAGCUUUCAAGGGACCAUCUCAAUCUUACAAAGAGCCUGCUUACACGGAGCCGGAAUACAAGGAGCCCGCCUACAAGGAGCCCGCCUACAAGGAGCCCGCCUACAAAGAGCCUGCUCCGGCCUACAAGGAACCUGCCUACAAAGAGCCCGCUCCGGCCUAUGCAGAAUCUUCUUCGGCCUACAAAGAAUCCGCCCCGGCCUACAAGGAAUCAGCCCCAGCUUACAAAGAAGUCGAGUACAAAGCACCAGCUUUCAAGGGACCAUCUCCGUCUUACAAGGAGCCUGCUUACACCGAGGAUUACAAAACACCAGCCUACAACAAAGAACCCGAAUACAAGGAACCAUCUUCAUCCAAAGGGUCCGCCACUGCUUACAAAGAGCCAGAGUACAAGCAACCAGCCCAGGCCUCCUACACCGAAACUGCUCCAGCCUACAAAGAACCCGCUUACAAGGAGCCUGAAUACAAACAACCAGCCAAGGCUGCCUACACCGAAGCUGCCCCAUCUUACAAAGAGCCUGCCUACAAGGAGCCCGCUUACAAAGAAGAAUCCUACAAGGAACCACCUCGCACGGAUCGUCCAGUUUUCAGAGAUGAGAUUCCGUACCGAGGAGAAACAUCCCACAAAUCUUCCUACAAGGAUGAAGCGCCGAAAAUAAACUACCACUCGCCGCAGUCCGACUACGUCGCUCCUGACUCUGAAUUCCGACCAACCAGCAGACCCUACGAAGCCGUUGGACCCAAAUCGCCCGUCUAUGUCGAACGUGAUUUCAUUCCCAUCAAACCACAAGCUCCGUCUUACGAUGCGCCAACCACCACUUACCGGACGACGACUGCCUAUGAAGCUCCUGCUAAAAACGGAUAUCCUACAUACCCCCCGACUGCCGUUUACGAACCAGUUACCGUCAAGUACAAGGCUCCUGAAGCGUCGUACGACUCGCCGACUCAAAGUUACGAACAAGCCACAACCAAAUACAAGGCACCGGAGGCAUCCUACGAAUCGGCGGCUUACGAAGCUCCUAAACGGUAUGUAGAAACCCCAACUCGUGAUUACUUGCCAGCCAAGAAAUACGAAAACCCACCAUCACGAACACCUUCACCGUCCGUCGCCUAUUACAAACCUCCAAACAGGUACGUAGAACCACCAACGAAAUACGAAUCUCCCGCUGCUUACGACAGCCCAGCUCCAGCCAAAUAUGUUGAACCGGCCUACGAAGCUCCUAAAAAGUACGAAGCUACUUAUGACAGCCCAGCUCCGGCUAAAUACGUUGAACCGUCCUAUGAAGCUCCUAAAAAGUACGAAGCUACUUACGAUAGCCCAGCUCCGGCCAAAUACGUCGAACCGGCCUAUGAAGCUCCAGGUAAAUAUGUCGAGUAUCCUCCUACUACCCACAAACCAGACGGAUACCGAGUCGAACCGCUGACCACUCCUGCCUACAAGGAAACUUAUCCAGCUGACGAUUACGCCCCUAGUGGUUACAAGGAUGAUGUCGAAUUGUCCAGUACUAGUUACCAGGCAGUGUCCAAGAAUUACGAUUCACCCAUUGAUGAUUAUGGUAAACCACCAGUGGCUUACGAUCAAGUGAAAAAGCCAGAAGAGUCCUAUUCGGCUGAAAAAGAAUCGUAUCCAUCGUCUUCAUCGUACGACGAUGCCAAGAAACCGGAUGACACCUACGGAGCUGAUGCUGGAUCGUCACCCUCUUACGAAGCACCCAAAAAGAAGCACUACCCAGUCAUCAUUGGUCGCUACCAGGUCACCGACUCCAGCGCCUUUUUGCCUAAAAAGGUCGGCGGUGAAAGUGGCGGAAGCAGUAGCGGAAGCAGCAGCGGAGGGAAAUCGGUCGGAUCGCAAGUUCAUGGAGCUAAUGGAGAGGAAUAUGUUGUCUAUUACUUACCUUACGGUCAGCCACUUCCGAUUCCAGUCCGACGCAAGAGAAGCACACAAGACUUGGAGAACGUCCAACCAGUCUACACCAUCCGGCGCUUGAAGAAUUUGGCUGAUAGCCAGCGUCACCGACGCAAACUGCGUGGAGAGAGCCCACCGGAGGAACAAGUACUUACUCCGGAGGAGGUCCACAAACAGGUCGCAUACGCCAAAGCAGUUGAGACUGCGAGAGCUGAAGUGGUAACUGAAGAAGCCGUCACCGAAACUGUCCCCUUUGCUGUUCCAGUUGUCGAAGAAGAAGUCCUUAUCCCAGAAAUUGAUUUGAAAAAGGUACAGGAUGAGACCGCUUCAACUCAAGACGACGUUGACCGAGAUGAAAUCGUUGCACUACAAGUUGACGACCUAGUACAGAACGACAAUGUUCCACCACAAGCUGACAUUUCAGACGACGAAAUCGUUGCACCUCAAGUUGACGAAGUGCUUGACGAAAUCAUUUCAUCAUCAAUUGAUGUUUCACAGGAUGAAAUCGUUCCAGCCCAAGUUGAGGAAAUCUUGAAAGAAGAUCUUCCAGUUCCGGCUGAAAUUGUCCAGGAAACCCCAUCCGACGACGAAGACGAUGUAUCAGUUACAACCGAUUUGCCAAUCACCAUGGAUGAAAUGAUGGUGGCCAAGAUCGAAGAGGACUUGACUAGAUCUUCCAUGCUUCCCAUGACUGUCGUAGUACCAGAGACGCCCAUGUCAGAUGUUGAAGAACCUGUAGGAGAAAUUAUCAUUGUCAAAGUAUCGGCUGACAAUGAGGAGAAACCUGUUAUCGUGGCUGUCGAAGAAGUGAGCGUCUUACAAGUUAACACGGCUCCUGAGACGGAAGAAGAAGAACCCCAGGUAACUUUUGGUAUUGCCGAAGAGCCUGUUGUGGUCAUCAAUGCUGAAACACCCAUCGAGGUAGAAGAUGAACCUGUUGUGGCUGUCGAAGGUGGAGUCGCCAAUAUCGAUUUUCUUACGGAGACGGAACAGGAGGAAGAAGUGAAUGAACCUCCAUUCACCUCAGAAGUGGCUUUCAUCACCGAAAAGGGAACCAAGGACUACCCUGCCAAUCCAUUUGCAUACGAAGGCAAAAAGAAGAAGCCCGCAAUUUUCAAGCAGUCCACCUUGCCCGGCUUAACUCAAAGGCCCGUCAAGUACCUAAAGCCUCCCGGAAUAGCAGCCGAUCCUAAGGAGAGUUCCGGAGGUUAUUCGACCUGGUGGACCAAAAUCGGAUCACGAGUUUCCAAACAUUAUAAUUACGAAUAAAGUGAAUGAAUGUAGUAUUGAAGUUUAUUACCUGCAGCACCGUGAUGUAAAAUCAGAAGAAUGAUGGGUGUCACGACCGCUUGGCGCUAGUGUACAUGUCACCAUUCGUCUUUUUCAGCAUGCCUGCAUGUUUGUUUGGUAGUCCCCUGUUGGUGUUUAAAAAAAAUAUGCGCCAAAACCCAUAAUGUGCGCAUUGAAUUGCAGUGCCUUUACCCGCCUCUUCACCUACCAAAGUUUAUUCUUUCUUUCAACUGAUGUAUAAAUAGGUGUUUGAUGAAAACAGAAUUAUACGAUUUUUAUAUUCCCAAA
Daphnia pulex (common water flea) is the source of this 6083-nucleotide messenger RNA. Its product is annotated as protein piccolo-like. The transcript has 4 exons. The coding region runs from base 108 to 5774 and encodes 1888 amino acids. NCBI's taxonomy places the organism in Eukaryota, Metazoa, Arthropoda, Branchiopoda, Diplostraca, Daphniidae. The record is from RefSeq and is a predicted model, not a curated record.